GGGAGUAAGCGCCCGCCCGCGCCACUUCCGACGCGGCCUCCUGUUCAGGUUCCGGGGCGCCGGGCAGCUCCCGGCCUGUGGACCGCGCGCCGCGCCCUCCGGUUCCGGGGGGGCCGCGCGGCCCGCGGCGGCGGGAAUGGAGGAGGCCGGAGCGGGGGAGGCCGAACUGAACUUGUCCCGCCUCACGUUGUCCCCGGAGACGCUGGAGUCGGAGCUGGAGGCGCGGGGCGAGGAGCGGCGCGGGGCCCGCGAGGCGCUGCUGCGGCUGCUGCUGCCUCACAGCCGUCUGGCGUCGCUGCCGCGGGCGCUGGGCAGCGGCUUCCCGCACCUCCAGCUGCUGGACGUGAGCGGCAACGCGUUGACCGCGCUCGGGCCGGAGCUGCUCGCGCUCAGCGGCCUGCGCACGCUGCUGGCCAAGAACAACCGGCUCGGCGGGCCCGGCGCGCUGCCCAAGGGCCUGGCCCGGUCGCCGCUCUGCCGCAGCCUCCAGGUGCUCAACCUCAGCGGCAACUGCUUCCAGGAGGUGCCCGCGUCGUUGCUGCAGCUGCGCGCGCUGCAGACCCUCAGCCUGGGGGGCAACCAGCUGCAGAGCAUCCCGGCCGAGAUCGAGAACUUGCGGAGUUUAGAGUGUUUAUAUCUCGGAGGAAACUUCAUCAAAGAAAUUCCACCAGAAUUAGCAAAUCUGCCUUCUCUAAGUUACUUGGUAUUAUGUGACAACAAAAUCCAAAGUGUGCCUCCUCAGCUUUCACAAUUGCAUUCGCUUCGUUCUCUCAGUCUUCACAAUAACUUGCUGACAUACCUGCCUCGAGAGAUUCUCAACCUUGUUCAUUUGGAAGAAUUGAGUUUGCGAGGAAAUCCAUUGGUUGUUCGUUUUGUUAGAGAUUUAACCUAUGACCCUCCAACUCUCCUGGAAUUAGCUGCACGGACCAUUAAAAUUCGAAAUAUUUCCUACACUCCCUACGAUCUUCCUGGGAAUCUUCUUAGAUACUUGAGUUUAGCCAGCAAUUGCCCAAACCCAAAGUGUGGAGGAGUCUACUUUGACUGCUGUGUCAGACAAAUUAAGUUUGUGGACUUCUGUGGGAAGUACCGCCUCCCACUGAUGCACUACUUAUGUUCUCCAGAAUGCUCUUCCCCUUGCAGUUCCGCCUCUCACAGCUCCACAUCGCAGAGCGAAUCUGACUCAGAGGACGAAGCUAGUGUUGCUGCACACAGAAUGCAGAAAGUUCUUCUUGGUUGAAAAGAAUGCAGGGUGGUAUGAAACAAUUAAAAGAACUGAGCAAAGGUGAUUAGAAAAAAAGAUGGACUUCAAAGUUUACUAGAAACCAUAUCUUCAUCUUGAAUCUCCAUGAGAGAGCUAGAGAUGAUGGAAACGAUUUUGUAUUUCAUCUUCGCAUUCAACAGGAAUGAGUCCAGUUCCAUGUUUGGAUUCUUUGAAUAUAAUUCACUCUGAAUAGUGGUUUCAAGUUUAGCUGAUUGUUUGCAGUUUUCACUCAAGUUUUGCAUGAAUCACACAGCAUAAUGGAGCAUUCUGUAGAGCAGUGCUACAAUAAACCAUGAGUGGUGUAACUUGUGACAGUGGAGAUGAAGAAAGAAAUGAUUAGAGCUGUAAUUAUUAUCAGAGUUGUCCUUGCGUUUAGACUGAAGACUAUAACAGGAUUAACCUUCCCUUCUUAUAUUGCCCACAUGUCUAGAUUAGAGCUAUUCAGAUAAGCUCACAGAUAUUACAUAGGAUCUAACCCUUUCUGACCUAACUGGUAAAGUGAGGGAUAUAAUUUUUAUGUGGGAUUUUAAAACUCUUCAGUAGUGCUCUUUUGUUCUCUAUGAUUGUUGUUGCCCUUCUGUAAUCCAGCAAUGACUUUUAGAGUGCCUUAAUCCAAGCAAGGUUUUAGAAAUUUAUUCAAGGAAUGAUGCCAGAGCAGCCUAUAUAACCUGACAUACUAUGCAGGACACUUUAAAAUAUGCUUUAACAGGGAUCCCUGGGUGGCGCAGUGGUUUAGCGCCUGCCUUUGGCCCAGGGCGCGAUCCUGGAGACCCGGGAUCGAAUCCCAUGUCAGGCUCCCGGUGCAUGGAGCCUGCUUCUCCCUCUGCCUGUGUCUCUGCCUCUCUCUCUCUCUCUCUCUGUGUAACUAUCAUAAAUAAAUAAAAAAAAAAUAAAAAAAAUAUGCUUUAACAGAACUAGAUAAACAGCUGUAUAUCUAACAUCAGAGCUCAUGGCCACCUUAACUUGUGUUUUUUGUUUAAAUACGAAGUAAUCCCUUGUAAGGAAAUAACUUUUACACUAAUGGGAAGUAGUGUCUUGAUUAAACUUUUCAUCAUAAGACAGAGUGAUAGCUUUUGAUUUAAGAAUCUGUCAGAUUUCUUCUAACAAAAGAGAUGUAUGCUUGGAAAGCUUCUUUGUAUCUUGCAUUAAAGGAGUAAGAAAAUGAGUUUAAAAUUUUUAAGUCAUACCUGACUCCUUUGCCUGUGUUUUCUGAACUGUAACUUUCUCUACAUUUUAAAGAAAAACUAGAAAACCGUUACAGCAAGCCAAGUAAAAUUGUGGGCAGCAGUCAUUUGUGUAAAGACUUUAAAGCAGUCUUUAAAUUGUGUGAAAGAGGAUAAUUUCCAAAACUAGAUUAAUCAUGUAAUACUUUUUGAAAGUAAUGUAUUGAUAACAUAAGAAAUUUAACUAUAUCCCUAAAGUGUAGCAGAAAAAUAUUUCACAAAUUAAUUGCUAUUAGAAAUGACCAAAUUUUUAUUAACUAGUUUGAUUUGUAAUAAGUAUUGAAUAAUAGUACAAUUAGAAGUUGAUAUUAUAAAAUAAACAACACAUAGUAGGAGUUAUUAGAUAUCCAAUAAUAAAAUGAUGUUUUAUUGGUAAAUGUUACCUAUACAGUAAUACGCCGGUCAAAAACACAUUAAAACAUCAGAGGAUCUCCCUUCUGACUUCCUGGCAUUCACAACUGGGGCACACUAUUUCUUAAAAGCAGAUUGUUGUAUAAUAAUAAUAUGUACAUAUGUUAGGUUUUUGUCAUAUUUUUUUGUUUUAGAAGAAAAUAUACUGUAGGAUAGUUCAAAGUUUAUUAUGUGUUAUUCAUGAAACAUGAGAGUUUCAUGACUGCAGUUGUGAAACGCUGCUAUAGAGUGAAUCCCUUCACUUUGUUAUGAUGUAAUAAUAUUUUUUUCCUUUUGAUUCAGAAAUUUUCUAGGUCUAUAGAAGUAAUCUAUUAUGUUUCUGCUACCUAGCCAAGUAGUACAUGGGUGAUUAUAUCAUAAAAUGGAAAUAAUGUAAAGGCUUUGUUUACUUCUCCACUUGAGCCACGGCAAGCUAUGGCUCAUACUACAAAAUUAUGAAAAGUAAAGAUGACUUAGGCAGUGCCUAAGUGACAAGCCCAAGAUGUUUUGUAACUGAUUUAGUUAAUACCAAUACAUAAAAUAUUUUCAUAGAAAAUAAUGUAUUCAUAGUAAAAUAUCCAAAGUGAUAGGACCAAAUUCUUCUGACUUAAAUGCCUCAGUUUACUUCCUAAUCCAUUACCAGCUUGACCUAAGUAACAGCUUGGGUAGCCUUCCAAGAGUUAGUCUUUGUAAAAUAAAUGGGUAGGUAUGUAAGUACAAUUCCAGUUUUCCAGAAAGGUUUACUGAUUGAUCUUUUAUAGAUGUAAAUAGAUCCAACCAGAAAUAAUUUCUAGCCUUUGCUAUAUAUGCAGAUGUAUGCCAUAAUGUACGACAAAAUGUUUGUUGUACAUGUACAUUUGAAAGUCUAAGAUCAGUGUGCAAUUGUCUUUAGUAACUUUUACUGAAAUCUGCAUUUCAAUUUAGUUCUUUUUUUUUUUUAAUCUUUGACCUAACCUUUUAUAAGAGCUGCUAAUAAUUUCUAAGAUUUUCCCUGUUUCUCUUUUCUACCUUCUCUUUUUUAUAACUGGUGAUUAUAGAAAUUAGCCAGAGGAUGAAAUAUAAGGGACUUGAUAAUUUAGAAACCAGAUAGUCAACUCCUGAACCAUAUAGCUGACUGUGUAUUUGAAAUGAUACACAGUCUCUUUAGUUGCUAAGUCACAUGUUUGUGUUAAACUAAUUAAUAAACUUUAAUUAUUUUUUGAGACUUACAGAUCUGCACUAAUUAUCAUAAUGAAAUAAGUUUUUGAUAUUGCUCCAGUUGGAUAAUUUUAGUGACCAGAACUUCUGUGGAUAAAACUAUUUAACCACAGCAUUAAUGUGUUUAGAAUGGAAUUCUUCAGUGUUAAUAUUUGAAAUGGAAAUGGGUACAUUGAACAUUCUUAGUAAUCUUUAUUCCUAGAAUACAAUUCUCAGUGUCACCAACUCAGUUUGCAUAGUCCUAGGAUUUUAGGAAAUAGGAAGAUUAGCUAAUACAGUAUUUUGCUUCCAUAGUGCCAGAGAUUGGCUGACCCUCAAGGAUAAGCUAGUAAGGUUCUUAGAAUUCCUUGCAUUUGAAUACCAGAGGUAGAUCUGAGAAUUACUGUUCAUAUUUUACUUCUAAAUGUGUGCCACAGAAGUCUCUUAUUCUGAAAUUCUUACUGUUUAGAACUUUAAGUUACCAAAUUUAAAAGUAAAGAUGCAUUGUAAACUGUACCUCAAAUUCGAGAAAUUUUUAUAUUGAUGUAAAUAAAAGUUAAAGGCAGUCCACCCUAGUGCUGUGUAAUGCUGCAGACCACUUCUACCAAACACUGUAAAUAUCAAUUUAGGCAAAAGAGAAGAAGGAAAAGGCUGAUUGCUGGAGUAUUAAAUGAAAGAAAUCUUUUAAAAGUACCAAAGGGCAGGGAGAUUCUCUCUCAGUCACCAGACUCCCAGGGAUUUCCUUGAACCAAGAAAGUUCUUUAAAGUAAUAGUGAAUUGUUUUAAAAUCACAUGGCCUAUUAACUACCAUCUGAAAGCCUCUAUCACUAAAUUUUUUUGGUUUCUGCUAUUGAGAGAUUGUCCACAUCCUUCCUUAAUGAUGGGCCAGCAAGUAAAUAGGACUGUCUUGGAACGCCUGGGUGGCUCAGCGGUUAAGCAUCUGCCUUCGGCUCAGGGUGUGAUCCUGGAGUCCUGGGAUCAAGUCCCACAUCAGGUUUUCUGCGUGGAGCCUGCUUCUCCCUCUGCCUAUGUCUCUGCCUUCAUCUCUCUCUCUCCUCUCUCUCGAAUAAAUAAAAUCUUUAAAAAAAAAAAGAAAAAAAAAAGGACUGUCUUACAGCCAACCUUGCUCCUUCCAAAGGGAGAAGGUAAUACUUCAUUAACCUAGACUUUGUGGUACGGCCCUGGUUAAUGUUUACUGUGUCACUAUCUAGAAAAAAAAAAUACUAAGCAAAUAAUUAGUGCAAAUAAAGUUUGAUCUUUUAAAGCAUUUUAGCAGUAUUAUACCUUAAAAAGUUGUUCUAAAAAGACCCUUUGUAGGGAAAAUAACAGUUUUAAAAUGUAUAUAUAAUUAGUUAAGCUGCAUUUAUUUAGAAAUACCUAAUUUUUACUUAACCCCCUUCUUAUCCAAAGUAGAGAUUUUAUUAUAGUUAGUAUAAAUAUUACUCCUCAUUUAGUCCAAAAUAGCUUUUAAGUUUUGUUGGGUGUUAGUAAUAAAGGGUGAUGUGCAUGUUUUUAGGCAACAUGAUCUGUGAUACAUAGUUCUGAUCCCUCUGUAUAGAAAAGUACUUGACUCACUGUUUCUGUAUUAAGUACUAUAUUCUUAUAACAUUAAUUUGAUGAAUUUAAUAGCAUCCACUUUUGUAUUUUCAUUAUAGUCAUGACCUUUUUAAAGACAGCAGUGUCUUCAUUUGUGCUAAGAAAGUGUGUGCCUUAAAUCCUCCACUGUAGAAAAGUUUGGGGAACUGUGUCAUUUAGUAAGUUGUGAGAUGGUAAUAAUGAGCCUUUGCAUUUGACUUGAGGGAGAAAGACUGCAAGUGACCUCUGAGGGAUUCCUUCCUCUAAAACAGGGCUUAAUGUCUGAGUCUAGGGCUUCUGGAGAGGGAAUCUCAAUUAUGCAUACUAUGGAGAAAGUCAAGCCAUAAGGAUCAGAGUCCCUUGAAAUCAAAUCAGUGAAAAGGUAUAUUCUUUUUUAUAUUAUUUUAUAAAGAAAAUUUAUCUGGUACCACGAAAGGAUGACAGCAGUUCCUAACCAACCUUGUAUUACUAGCAUUAUGCAAAUAUAUUACUGUGAGGCCUAGGAUAUUUUGUGAGUGGUUUCUUUGUAACACUGGGUUGCAAGGGGCUAUGUUUUAACAAUUUUCAUGUAAAUAUCUCCAUUUUUUUCUAUGUUCCUUGGUUCAUAUUUGCUAAGAAUUGACAUAGAAAAUAAUAGUUCACUAACAACAAACAUUGAACACUCACAGGGUAAUACUGAUUUGGGUGCUACUAGACUUAUCUGAGAUUUGUCAGUCUCAAUUUAUCCUAAGGUAUAGUAUUCAAUCUAGUAAAUAUUAAAAUUUAUUAGUUUAAUGACAGUUAUAUACCAUUGUACCAGGAAGCCAUGGUUGGAUUAGGUGCAUUCACCAGAACUUACUUUCUUUGGCUGUGAAUAAAUUGGAUAAAAACUUUUAUUCUAAUUUGUGGUUAGAAGAAACCGAGAUGAGACUGAAAGUGGUAUUGCUGGUACUACAAAAAUAUUACUAAACUGGUUAAUUCUUCUGUUUACAACUGAUGUUUUAAGAGAAUCCUUUUAUUAAAUAGUCGGCAUUUAUGUGGUCAUUAAUGUGAUGUAAUAUAUGUUAUUGAGAAGGAAUAUUAACUUCAACAAUAACAGUACAGUACAAUCAUGGAGAGACCUGUGUGCCUGCAACUGGUGUUUGUUGCAUUUCUGAGCCCACUUGUAUUCAUGAGAAACAAAAAUAUUAUUGAAUAUUGUAAGCUACCAGUAUUUUAACAUUUUAUGAAAAGUUUGGGACUUUGUCAACAGAGGAUAUUGAAAAUAUAUGUACUUUUACUUUAGUCAAAUUAUUUUUCAUUGUCUGAUCUCUUAGUUUUAUGUAUUUGAAAUCUUAUGAAUUAGGGAUAUCUAUAUAAGCAUAUAGAUAUAUAGAUAUUUAAAACAUAAUGUAAUUCAGCAACAUGAUUCAACAAUUAAAUUUUCUUUUCAGGACAAGAUAUAGUUAAGUGCAUCAAAUUUAUAAGUUACUUUGUGAUGGUAAAUGCUCUAAAAAAAUAUUUAAGCUACUUCAAUUCUGUACCUCCAUUUUCCCCACAGGACACACAAAAUGUGAUGCUAUAUUAACCCUCUGUGUGAAUUUUGCCUUAUUAAACAUCGUGCCUUAUUUUAUUAAAAGUACGUUCUUGGAACUUGAUUCUGUAUUCUGGAAAAGUAACACUAUUUUAACUGAAUUGAAUUUAUUUAAAAAAAAAUCUAAAAUCCUUAUAA
Messenger RNA from Nyctereutes procyonoides (raccoon dog), 7315 nucleotides. RefSeq names its product leucine rich repeat containing 58 (gene LRRC58). The transcript has 4 exons. Bases 137 to 1237 code for a protein of 366 amino acids. Lineage: Eukaryota; Metazoa; Chordata; Mammalia; Carnivora; Canidae. The record is from RefSeq and is a predicted model, not a curated record. Gene Ontology annotation, molecular function: protein binding.